AUGUCUGAGGUCCGUCGAUCUGCCAGAAUAAGGAGUAAGUCCUCAGUAGAGUCCCAUGAUGAUGUUGAUGAGGAAGAGGUUCGAGUUGAUGUCGACACCGCCAUGGAGAAGCCGUUUAGCGACGAAGAUGAAAGUUCAGAUGAAGAGGAAGAUGCUCAAGAUGAAGAUUAUGAGGAGACUUCAAACGAGAGAAAGAGGAAAGCCGGCGGUCAAAACGGCAGGAGUGCAAGCAAACGAGGGAAAUCGAAUACUGGCCAUGGGUCAAGAGCUCCGUCGAGGAAACGCAGGUCAGCGGUAUCAGCAAGCGCCAAAGAAGAUCAGGAACAGUUUCUCGAGGCAGUUAAGGACUUCCAACCUACGGAAAUGUUCGAGAUUUUGGCAACUUCUGAAGAUGUCUCAAUUGAAGAGUUGGCUAGAAACUGGUUAGAAACCUACAAGGGUGAUAGAGAGGAGUUUUUGAAAGAUUUUAUCAAUCUGCUUUUGUGCUGUUGCGGGGCAGUGGCUCAUGUUGAAACGCACGAUGUUCGGAGCAAUGAAUCGUCAAACGAAACCAUUGAAGAAGUACAGCUAGUCUUUCAGAAACAGAAGAUUCAUGAAUUCCACCUGCUCAUCAGCAAAAACUCUAAAAGAAAAUCGAAGUAUCCUCAUCUUUACAGCAAUUUCGUGGAAUUGAUGUCGAGAUUGAUGGAUCUGGCGGACGAAGUUCAACUGAUAUGUACCGAGUACACUGAGGACGAUAGUCAGAUAACCACAGGUCCGUUUGUCCUCGACUUACUCACUUGGCUUUCGACACUCUCCGUCUGUAGGAUACGGUGCUUGAGAUACAUAGCGACUCAAGUGCUGUAUCUGUUUCAAGAUUACUUGACAGAACACAUUGUGGAUUUGGAGAGGAAGUACUUAUCCAAGCUAUCGAAGCAACUAAGGAUGGAGCAGCAAAAGAAGCGACCUAACAAGAAGACAUUGGAGAAGCUAGAGUCGACCAUCGAGGAAGUUCAAAGUAACAAAAUGGUUGUGCGCGACAUCAUCGAUCAGAUAAUCAAGCUGUCGUUCGUCCAUAGGUUCAAGGAUGUCGAUGACCAUAUCAGGUCUCUCUCGAUGAAGCAUUUAUCUGUCUGGAUCCAGAACUACCCUGAGUAUUUCAUGAAGGUUACAUUUCUAAAGUACUAUGGCUGGCUCUUGAGCGACUCCUCAGCUGAAGUAAGAUCUCAAGUCCUCAAGAUCUUACCUGAUCUAAUCAGUAAACAACACAGUAAAGUGAUCGACAAUUCCGCCGUCCGUCAGUUUUUUGAAAGGUUUAAAGAGAGGAUACUGGAGAUGGCUCUGAAAGACGAAGUUCUAGAUGUCAAGAUGAAUGCGGUAAAUGUUCUGAUUGAAGUAGCCGCUUUAGGAUAUUUGGAGAACCACGAGAUUUUGUCAAUUUCUAGCUUAAUUUUUGAUGAGAAAGAGGUCAAAGUCUCUUCCCGUGGUAAAAGCACCAGGUUCCUCAUGGCUGUUGCCAAAUUCUUCGCUCAAGUUACUGCUGAGAAAAUCAAAGACUUCUUGAAUAACCAUGCUCUACCCAAUACUCUUUUCGAAAUCUCUACGCCAUCCUUAGUCAAAAUAGGUAUAUUCAUGAGGCUUUUGAAAGAAUCUUUUGAUUACCACCUUCAGGACAAGCCAGAGAUAGGAAAAAAGUCGACUACUCUCUUCCAAGCGGCCGAAUUCCUGUAUCCUUCUUUCGGCUCUUUGAUAAAGGAAAUAUGCGCAAUACUGAUUUAUGAUGGAGAACUGCAGCAUCCAGCCUUGAACGGUGAAAAUCCUUCAGAGGAGGAGGAAGCCGAGAACGAAGAUGCAAGCGAAUUAUUACUGCCUAACGACGUGAAGAGCUCUGAGCUGUACAUCACUGUUCUUUACGGCUUGUGCUAUGGAGGUGCUAAUAUCAAAGCACAGCCAAGGUUUGAUGUUGCGGAGGCCGUCCUUCCGCAAUUAGACCGGCUUGUGAACCAGUUAUCACUUCAAUCGGGCAAUAUGCUUUCGUCGCUUACGGGUAUCUUUAAUUUAUUCUCCUUCGAGGAUUGGAUUCAUACGGGUUAUGAAAAGAAUAUCCGCACAACGCUUGAUAAAUUCAUAAAGGCAUUUUCAGAAACGCAUCUGAGCUGUGAGCUUACCGAUGUUAAGUAUAAGGCUUUUUCAGAUACCGUCCAGCAUGUCAAAGAGUUGAAGUUGAAUGAGCUCGACCAGUGUUUGCAAAAUCAGGCAAUACAUAUCAAAAUUUUGCUGGAGAAGUUCUUGGACGAGAAACUGAAUGAUGAAGAUGGCAAUAUUCUAGAGCUUUUCGAGCUUUUAAACACCAUGUUCAUCAACAAAUUAACUCUGUUGGGAAAAUAUUACCCAGUUGAGAUGCCUGAUUCUUUACUGGACAAGUUUCUCAGCAAAUAUCUACUGCAAAUACCACUUCACUCCGCUCAAAUUGAUUACGACCUUAUGAAACAGAUUAGCUUCAACAUCCUGGCUCUCGCCGCAGCCUGGGAGAUUCAGAAAUGGGCCGACAUUUUGACCAAUAGAUCACUGGAUAAAAAUGAACAACAGAUACCGCAACUUGAGGUCCAAUUGCUCCACAAGAUUCUUGAUGCAUUCAAGAAAGUUUUGACUGCCAUACACAAUGACAAUGCCAAUAAGGUUUCCAGUAACUUUUUACUUAAAUUGGCACUAGCUAAUCCAUUUAUUGACAUCAUUAUCUCGAUAAAGGUUUUCCAGCUCAGGUUAUCUGAUAAUCAGCGUUCGUUACAGCAGUCUAUGGAGGAAUUGGUGCCGAGACGUUUAUCUCUAGAGAUCAACUCUGCUCUUUUAAGCAUUUUUCUUUAUCUUGAGGGCCUAUGUGCUCAGCAACUCGGUGUUCAUCUGGAGAGGUCUCCAGAGGAAGAUGCCAACCUUAACGAUAUCGACGAUGAGCAUGUCUCUAAGGACUGUGAGAAAGUGCUUCUAAUAUUUACUAUCAAGCUGAAGGGUUUAAUAAAGAUCGGACUAUUGGACAGAGAAACAAUGGAUAGAAUAGCACUGAACAAAUCAAAAUUGCCAGUGUUAUUUGGCCAAGUGAUUGACGAUACAAUUUUCGACCAAGAAAAGAAACCCCACAGCAAGGUGCAACACGUCGGUGAGUCAAUACCUGAAGAACCUGAAGAUAUUGACAUGUUGCAAGAUGAUCCUAUCGAGGAUUCCGAAAUAUAA
This is a messenger RNA of Torulaspora globosa, 3207 nucleotides long. It is a transcript of the gene IRR1, whose product is annotated as cohesin subunit IRR1. Bases 1 to 3207 code for a protein of 1068 amino acids. The transcript has a single exon. NCBI's taxonomy places the organism in Eukaryota, Fungi, Ascomycota, Saccharomycetes, Saccharomycetales, Saccharomycetaceae. Gene Ontology annotation, biological process: sister chromatid cohesion. The record is from RefSeq and is a predicted model, not a curated record. Gene Ontology annotation, cellular component: cohesin complex; nucleus; chromatin. Gene Ontology annotation, molecular function: protein binding; chromatin binding.